Molecule: messenger RNA, 972 nt
Organism: Ochotona curzoniae (black-lipped pika)
Lineage: Eukaryota; Metazoa; Chordata; Mammalia; Lagomorpha; Ochotonidae
Product: lipid droplet assembly factor 1-like
Exons: 4
Coding region: 133-747 (204 amino acids)
Source: RefSeq, a predicted model, not a curated record
AUUGUUGGGUUCAAAGUGUAUGUAAUUGGUAAUUUCAAUACCUAUUGCCAAGUUGUUCUCCAUCUGCAUGCCCUCCCUCAGGGUGUGAGAAGUUCUUGUUGAACCACUUGGGUGGAGACCUUCGAUGGUUAAAUGACUUUGUUGUUUCCUUCAGUGACAGAAAGCAGCGGAGCGGCAUGCAGGAUUGGACUGCUCACUCUGCUGGAGAAUUUUCUGAGAGGAAACUUAUUCCUCAGAAAGACAUUUGAAGUAAGCUUCAGGAUGGUGAAAAAAGAGCCCCCGAGUAUCUCAAAGGACUUUGAAGAGUUACAGAGGAAGCUGUUUUUGCUGGCGGAGUCCAUCAAGAAUAACUCAAAGGUGGUGUCCUUCAUGAAGUCUCCAGUGGCUCAGUACUUGGACAGUCAUCCUUUCCUGACACUCACCUUGCUAGUAUUCAUUGUUAUGUCAGCCCUUCCUGUUGGGUUCUUCCUCUUCUUCGUGGUGUUGACCUUCUUAGCUGCUCUUGUGGGAGUCAUAUUACUGGAAGGACUGGUCAUCUCCGUGGGUGGCCUCUCACUGCUCUGUGUCCUCUGUGGCUUGGGCUUCGUGUCGUUCAUUGUGUCAGGGGCAGCCAUAAUGUCCUACGUGAUGAUUUCCAGCCUCAUUGGGUUCUGGUUUUCUCCCAGACCCCCGGCACACAAAAACCCCAGUGGUGACUGCCAGCUGGCUAUGAAGUCUGCAGACUUGAAGGGAGUCUACCAGGAGUGACCGGCCGGAUAGAACCAGAGCUCUCUUUCCAAACAUCUCAGGAAAGCUGUCGGAUUGUGCUUACUCCAAGGGAUCAUGACUCAGAGAAGCUGUCAGGGUGGUCAGACAUGCCUCAGAUGUGUCCUCUGGCUUUUCCACUUGGUGUUUGUAGGAUCCUGCAGCGGCCCAGUUUGGCCUGUUUGGUCCGCCAUCUGCCACUCAAGUAUGUGGCCUUGACUUUGAGAA